Darwinula stevensoni is the source of this 787-nucleotide messenger RNA. The record is from the annotation of a GenBank genome assembly. Lineage: Eukaryota; Metazoa; Arthropoda; Ostracoda; Podocopida; Darwinulidae.
AUGAGCGGAGAAUUCCGCGAGAGCGGGAUUCGUUCGUGGAUGGAAAUUUCCGCCAUCCGCCCGAUCCCGUUAACGUCGUUCUUCUCUCCCGUGCAGUUGACCUUGGUGGUGGCGCUGGGAAUCUACCGGAAUGCAUUCAUCGGGAGCGUCGACACCCAGUUCCUGGUCGCGGGAAUGGUCGUCGGGUAUCUGGUCCUCGCUGUGUGCCACUUGAUCGGUUUCCUCCUCGGAGAGCCCCACUCGCCUCAGGAAGUGUUGGUGAACCUCGUCGGCGGCGCGUUGCUGGCCGUCUCCGGCGGCGUCCUCCUCGGGGAAGCGAACGGGUACACGGACGAGCGGAAGUCGAAGGGACGCGCGAGUGCAAUCUUCCAGUUCGUCGCUGCCGUCCUCUUUCUCCUGGACGCCGUCAUCCUCAUAUUCAGACUGCGGCGAGCGUGAAUCUUCGCGCGCGUGCCGUUCUCGCCGCUUUCCUACCGUUCGUCCAUUUUUUUCAUAGAGACUCGAAGCGAAUCGGGAAACGAACGUGCAGAAACCAGUUCCACGCGAGUGGCGUCUCGUGGCCGCGAAGAUAAUCCCAAAAAACUCUCGUGGCUACUGCUCGUCAAACCGUGAUCGGUGAUCCGUGAAUACGAACGGCGUACUUAUCUCCCCAUCGCUCCAAGCCUGGACGAGGACAUUCUAAGGAAGUAGACGACAAACGCUUCGGAUGAAUCUGCCGUUCGCUUCGAGACGAAUUCCAGAAAUGUGAAGGUGAAAGAAUAAAGGUGUCAUUACCAUCACGAUGCGA